Messenger RNA from Neomonachus schauinslandi (Hawaiian monk seal), 6202 nucleotides. RefSeq names its product NLR family CARD domain containing 5 (gene NLRC5). The transcript has 47 exons. Bases 1 to 5631 code for a protein of 1876 amino acids. Lineage: Eukaryota; Metazoa; Chordata; Mammalia; Carnivora; Phocidae. The record is from RefSeq and is a predicted model, not a curated record. Gene Ontology annotation, molecular function: protein binding.
AUGGACCUCGUUAGCCUCCAGCUGGGCACUGAGCACCUGUGGAGCUGGCUCGUGAGGCUGCUCAGCAAAGACCCAGAAUGGCUGAAUGCCAAGAUGAAGUUCUUCCUCACCGAGAUGGAGCUGAGCUCCGGGGACAAGGCCCAGGAUGCCACACAGGGGGUCAUCCUACAACUCAGAAGACUGCACGCUCACGGCCAGGCCACUUGGCAGGCUUUCAUCCAUUGCGUGUGCAUGGAGCUGGACGUACCACUGGACCUGGAGGUGCCGCUGCUGAGCACCUGGGGCCACGGAGACGGGUUCCCCAGCCAGCUGGAGGCUGGUGAAGAAAGCCAGCCUACCUCUCAGCUCCACCAUGGCCUCAAGCGGCCUUAUCAGAGCUGUGGGUCCUCACCCCGCCCGAAGCAGUGCAAGAAGCAGCAGCUAGAGCUGGCCAGGAGGUACCUGCAGCUGCUGAAGACUUCCGCCCAGCGGCGCUAUGGCAGCCGGAUCCCGGGGCCAGGGCAACCCCUUGCCUUCCACCAGGCCUACAUCCCCCCGAUCCUGCAGUGGAGCCGGACCUCGGCACCCUUCAACACCCAGGAGGGGGCCACCCUGGGGGACCCCAAGGCAGAAGACGGCACUGAUGUGAGCAUCCGAGACCUCUUCAACACCAGGGCCGACAAGGGCCCGAGGGUGACGGUGCUCCUGGGCAAGGCGGGCAUGGGCAAGACCACCCUGGCCCACCGGCUCUGCCAGAGGUGGGCCGACGGCCAGCUGGACCGCUUCCAGGCCCUGUUCCUUUUCGAGUUCCGCCAGCUCAACCUGAUCACACAUCUCCUGACGCUGCCCCAGCUCCUUUUUGACCUGUACCUGAGCCCCGAGGCGGGCCCUGACUCGGUCUUCCAGUACCUGGAGGAGAACGCUAACGGAGUCCUGCUGAUCUUUGAUGGGCUGGACCAGGCCCUCCACCCCCAUUCCAGCAGGGAGAGGGAAGGUCCUGAGGAGCCAAGUCCGGCCCUUGCCCUCUUCUCUGGCCUCUGCCGGGGGACCCUGCUGCCUGGCUGCUGGGUACUGACCACCUCCCGUCCAGGGAAGCUGCCCGACUGCCUGCCCACAGAGGCAGCCACGGUCCACAUGUGGGGCUUUGACAGGCCGCGGGUGGAGGAGUACAUGGUCCGCUUCUUCACGGACCAGCUGUGUCAGGAGGCGGCCCUGGCAGAGCUGCGGAAAAGCAGACACCUCCAGAGCAUGUGCGCGGUGCCCGCGCUCUGCCAGGUCACCUGCCUGUGCCUCCACCGUCUGCUCCCGCGCAGCUGUCCAGGCCAGUCUGCGGCCCUCCUGCCCACCGUGACUCAGAACUACGUGCAGAUGGUGUCCACCCUCGGCCCCCGAGGCUACCCGCCUCCCGAGUCCCUGCUGGACCUCAGUGAGGUGGCCCUGAGGGGCCUGGAGACCGGCAAGGUUAUCUUUUCCGUAGGAGACAUCCACCCAUCCACGAUGGCCUUCGGGGCUGCCCUCAGCCUGUUGACCUCCUUCUGCGUCUGCACGGGCCCUGGGCACCAGGGUACAGGCUAUGCCUUCGCCCACCUCAACCUACAGGAGUUUUUUGCUGCCUUGUACCUGAUGGUCAGCCCCAAGGUGGACAAAAAUGCGCUUGCCGGCCACGUCACCCUCAAUUCUCGCUGGGUGCUGCGGACCAAAGCUAAGCCGGGCCUCUUGGACCACCUCCCCUCCUUCCUGGCAGGGCUGGCGUCCCACGCCUGCCGACCCUUCCUCAGCCACGUGGCCCGGCGGGAUGAGACGUGGGUGAGUGCCAGGCAGGCUGUCGUGAUGCAGGCCCUGAGGAAGUUGGCCCCCCGCAGGCUCACGGGGCCGAAGGUGGUAGCAUUCUGUCACUGCGUGGGAGAGACCCAGGAGCCUGAGCUGGCCAGCCUCGUGGCCCAAAGUCUCCCCUGCCACCUGUCUUUCCACAAUUUCCCACUGACCUUUGCUGACCUGGCUGCCCUGACCAACAUCUUGGGGCACAGGAAUGCCCCUAUCCACCUGGAUUUUGAGGGCUGCCCCCUGGAGCCCCACUGCCCUGAGGCCCUGGCAGGCUGUAAGCAGGUAGAGAAUCUCAGCUUUAAGAGCAGGAAAUGUGGGGACGCCUUUGCAGAAGCCCUCUCCAGGAGCCUGCCGACAAUGGGGAGCCUGAAGAAGCUGGGGUUAGCAGGAAGUAAGAUCACUGCCCGAGGCAUCAGCCACCUGGUGCAGGCUUUGCGCCUCUGUCCACAGCUGGAAGAGGUCAGCUUUCAGGACAACCAGCUCAAGGACUGGGCUGUGCUGAACAUCGUGGAGGUACUUCCUUGUUUGCCACGGCUCCAGAAGCUUGACCUGAGCCGCAACAAUGUCUCCGUGUCAACCUUACUCUGCUUGACAAAGGUGGCAGUCUCUUGCCCUACUGUCAAGACCCUGCAGGUCAGGGAGGCGGAGCUCAUCUUCCUUCUUUCCCCGCCCGCAGAGACUGCUGCAGAGCUGCAAGGAGUGCCAGACCUACAGGGAAAUGCUGGCCAGAGGAAAGAGGCUGAGAGCAGAAGCCUGACACUCAGGCUCCAGCAGUGUCAGCUCAGGGUCCAUGAUGUGCAGGAACUCAUAGCCCAGCUCCAGGAAGGCCCCUGCCUGGAUGAAGUAGACCUUUCAGGAAACCAGCUGGACGAUGAAGGCUGUCGACUGAUGGCAGAGGCCGCAUCUCAGCUGCACAUCACCAGGAUUCUGGACCUCAGCAACAACCAGCUCUCUCUGGACGGGGUGCCUUGUGUGCUGAGGGCGGUGAGCACGUGCCAGACCCUGGCCGAGCUGCACAUCAGCGUGCUGCACAAAACUGUGGUCUUCACGUUUGCCCCAGAGCAGGAGCAGCUGAAGGAGAUCCGGAAGGGGGCUGCGCUUCGGGUCAGCCUGACGUGCCGGAUGCCCUCUGAGCUGCCCCUGCGCCCCACGAGAAUCAGGCUGACACACUGCGGCUUGCAAGCCAAGCACCUCGAGCAGCUCUGCAGGGCGCUGAGAGGAAGCUGCCGCCUCGGCCACCUGGACCUCUCAGGCAAUGCUCUGGGGGACGAAGGCGCAGCCCAGCUGGCCCAGCUGCUCCCAGGGCUGGGACCUCUGCAGUCCUUGGACCUCAGUGAGAACAGUUUGUCCCUGGAUGCGGUGUUCAUGUUGACCCCGUGCUUCUCAACUCUGCAGUGGCUUCUCCACUUGGACAUCAGCUCUGAGAGCCAGCACGUCGUCCUGAGAGGUGACAGAACAGGCAGGGAUCAAUUGGCUGGUGGAUCUUUGCCAGAAUUCCCGGCUGGAGCCCAAUUCUUGGCCUUUCGUCAGCCCCGCGUCCCCAGGAGCCUCUGCCUCAGGCAGUGUCAGCUGGAGCCCCUGAGCCUCACCCACCUCUGUGAGACUCUGGAGAAGUGCCCGGGGCCUCUGGAAGUCAAAUUGUCCUGUGAGGUCCUGAGUGACCAGAGCCUGGAGACCCUGCUGCACCACUUACCCCAGCUCCCCCAGCUAAGCCUGCUGCAGCUAAGCGAGACGAGGCUGUCCCCGAAGAGCCCCCUCCUGCUGGCCGAUCUCUUCAGCCUGUGCCCACGGAUUCAGAAGGUGGAUCUCAGGUCCCUGUAUCACAUGACCCUGCACUUCAGGUCUAGCAAGGAGCGGGAAGGCGAAUGCUGUGGCAGGUUCACGGGCUGUGGCCUCAGUCAGGAGCACGUGGAGCCGCUGUGCUGGUUGCUGAGCAAAUGUGAAGACCUCAACCAGCUGGACCUCUCCGCAAACAUGCUGGGUGAUGACGGGCUCAGGUGCCUCCUGGAAUGUCUGCCUCAGUUGCCCAUCUCCGGUUCGCUUGACCUGAGUCACAACAACAUCUCCCUAGAAAGUGCCCUGGGCCUAGUGAAGACACUCCCCUCCUGCCCACGCAUCCGGGAGGCCUCCAUGAACCUGGGCUCUGAGCAGAGCUUCUGGAUCCACUUCUCCAGACAGGAGGCCGGGAAGACACUGAGGCUGAGCCAGUGCAGCUUUGGGCCGGAGCAUGUGCCCAGACUGGCCACCAACCUGAACCAGGCCCUGCACCUGACCGCGCUCACGCUGACCCAGUGCUGCCUGGGCCUGGAACAGCUGACGCUUCUCCUGAGUCUGCUGAGGUGGCCGGUGGGGCUGUUCAGUCUCAGGGUGGAGGAGCCGUGGGUAGGCAAAGCCGGGGUGCUCACCCUGCUAGAAGUCUGCACGCAGGCCUCAGGCAACAUCACUGAAAUAAGCAUUUCCGAGAUCCAGCAGCAGCUCUGUCUCCAGUUGGAGUUUCCCCGUCAGGAGAACCCAGAGGCCGUGGCCCUCAGGUUGGCUCACUGUGACCUUGGGACCCACCACAACCUUCUUGUCUGGCAGCUGAUGGAGACAUGUGCCAGGCUGCGGCAGCUCAGCUUGUCCCAGGUGAACCUCUGCAACACUAGCUCCCUGCUUCUGCAAAGUCUCCUGGAGGCCCUCUCCGAGCUGAAGACAUUCAGGCUGACCUCCAGCCAUGUGAGCUCCGAGGGCCUGGCCCACCUGACAUCUGGUCUGAGCCACUGCCACCACCUGGAGGGGCUGGACUUGUCCAACAAUCAGUUUGGUGAGGAGGACGCCGAAGUGCUGAUGGGGGUCCUUGAGGGGAUGUGCCGGCUGAAGAGGCUCGACCUCAGCCAUCUCCCGCUCAGCAGCUCCGCCCUGGCCAUGCUCACUCAACGACUAAGCCACAUGACCCUCCUGCAGAGCCUCCGCCUGAGCAGGAACGGUAUUUGUGAUGUCGGCUGCUACCAGCUUUUCGAGGCUCUCAGAGCGGCCAGCUGCUUGCAGGAGCUGGGCUUGAGCCACAACCAGAUCAGAGACAUCGGUGCCCAGCACUUAGCUGCCGUCCUGCCAGGGCUGCCCGAGCUCAGGAAGAUCGACCUCUCAGGGAAUGGCAUUGGCCCAGAUGGGGGAGUGCGGUUGGCAGAGUCUCUCGCCCUUUGCAAGCACUUGGAGGAGCUGAUGCUUGGCUACAAUGUCCUGGGGAAUAUCACAGCCCUGGAGCUGGCCCAGAGACUGCCCCAGCACCUGAGAGUCCUGCACCUGCCAUCUAGCGGUCUGAGUCAAGAGGGGGCGCUGAUCCUGAGCCAGGCCCUGGAUGGACGCCCAUAUGUGGAGGAGAUCAACUUGGCAGAGAACAGUCUGGCCAGAGAGGUCCCACAUUUCCAUCAGGGGCUCCCCCUGCUCAGGCAGAUAGACCUGGUUUCGUGUGAGAUUGACAACCACGCUGCCAAGCCCCUUGCCGCCAGCCUGGCUCUCUGCCCAGCCCUGGAGGAAAUCCUGCUGUCCUGGAAUCUGCUCGGGGAUGAGGCGGCUGCGGAGCUGGCCCAGGUCCUGCCGCAGAUGAGCCGGCUGAAGAGAAUGGACCUGGAGAAGAACCAGAUCACAGCUUGUGGAGCCUGGCUCCUGGUCGAAGGGCUGGCACAAGGGUCUGGCAUCCAAGUCAUUCGCCUCUGGAACAACCCCAUCUCCCCCGACAUGGCCCAGUGUCUGCAGAGCCAGGAGCCCAGGCUGGACUUUGCUUUCUUCGACAAGCAGCCCCAGCCCCUCGGGGUAGUUGAUGGCCCCCCUCGAGAUCCUUCGAAUUGAGCCAAGUGAAGCCAACUUCCACUCACCAGGACAGAGGGCUCAGGAAAAGAGCCUCAGCUGGGUGCCCCUGCGUGCUGCCCCAAGAAGGAGGGGCAUAUUUGUCUUGCCACGGUCUUCAGGAAGCGACCAGGAACCUUACAUGGCCAAAAGACUACCCUGUAUUGCAUGGGACAGGCAUGACCAGUUGGGGACAUGUCACACAAUGAAAGUGUCAUGAUGUGAUAUGUGACACGGGUCACACACGGCAGAAUUCUAUGCGACGUUCUGUGGAACUUGCAGCGUGGCCUUGGGGUCAGUGGCAUGGGUCCUGGCACCACACCGUGGCAGGCCACAUGAUCUGUGGUUCGCACAGGACAUGUGACAGAUGCUCCUAUCAUACAACAUGUGGCUGGCCAGAUCCCCUCAGGCUGGUAUAAAAUCUAAUUUAUUACUUUUUAAAGCCAAGGAUGUAUUUAUACAUUGCAUUUUCAGAGCAGUAUGGCCAGGGAGUGUUCUCCAUCCAGAAAUGGGAUGGGGAGAGUGUCCAAGCACUGACUAGCCCAGAGGCCUGAGGGCCAAGCCAGGACUCAGC